Messenger RNA from Westerdykella ornata, 1566 nucleotides. RefSeq lists its product as uncharacterized. Lineage: Eukaryota; Fungi; Ascomycota; Dothideomycetes; Pleosporales; Sporormiaceae. The record is from RefSeq and is a predicted model, not a curated record. The transcript has 2 exons. The coding region runs from base 1 to 1566 and encodes 521 amino acids. Gene Ontology annotation, biological process: carbohydrate metabolic process.
AUGCAAGAGCCCCUUGGGGCCGACAUAGAUCCCAAUAAGUAUAAAGCAGCGUGUCCGGAUUACAAACACUAUGCUAUGUCUCCGCAUCCUCCAUAUAGUGAGGGACCGCUUGAGCUCCCUUCUCAAAGACCCAAGAAGUACUGUCGGACUUUUGAAUCGCCCUUGGUAGAAAAGGUCGUCAAGGAUAUGAACGAGAGGAUUGUAGACCAGGACCUUGCCCGUCUGUUCGAAAAUGCAUUUCCGAAUACACUGGACACUACCGUCCGAUGGCACGUAGACGGGACCGAGAAGCCCAGACUUUUCAAAAAGAAGUGGAGCUCGGAUGCCUGGAAAGGGCCACAGAGUUUCAUUGUCACCGGAGACAUCAAUGCGGAAUGGCUUCGCGACUCCACUAACCAACUCCAACAGUAUCAGCGCUUGGCUAAGAAGGAUAAGGCUAUCCACAACCUGAUACUGGGUGCCAUCAACACGCAGGCUGAAUAUGUCAUUGGAUCCCCUUACUGCAACGCCUUUCAACCGCCUGCACCAAGCGGCCUUGAUCCGACGUAUCAGGGCGAUGGGGACGUUGUCCAUCCCCUCUACGAACCAUCUUUUGUCUUUGAAUGCAAGUACGAACUCGAUUCCCUCGCCCACUUCCUCUCUCUCGCGAACCAAUUCUACAACCAUACAGGCUCCACCGCUUUCCUCACCCCUCGUUGGAUACAGGCUUUGGAAACCGUUCUUGAUGUCCUCUCUGCCCAAUCUAAGCCUACCUUCAAUCCCGAAACCGGCAGCUACGAACGAAAUGAGUACUCCUUCCAGCGCCGGACGGACACUGGCACGGAGACUCUCAAUCUGAACGGAAUUGGCAACCCUUUGAAUGGCGGUACUGGCCUAGUUCGCUCGGCUUUUCGCCCUUCAGAUGAUGCUACCAUUCUUGGCUACCUGAUUCCUUCCAACGCCAUGAUGAGCGUAGAGCUCCAACGCACAGCGACUAUGCUGCACCAAGCAGGCAAAAAGAAGCUCGCCGCCAAAGUCCGCGAAUGGGGAACUACUAUCGAAAAGGGUGUCUGGGAACACGGUGUUGUAGAUCAUAAGCGGUACGGCAAAGUCUUUGCCUUCGAAGUCGAUGGCUUUGGAUCCCACAUCCUCAUGGACGACGCAAACCUCCCCUCGCUGCUUGCACUGCCGUUGCUAGGCUUCACGUCCACGGACAAUGAAAUUUACAAGAAUACAAGGAAGAUGAUUCUCGAAAAGACGGGUAACCCGUAUUUUCUCUCCGGAGGCGAGUUCCGUGGCAUCGGCGGUCCGCAUAUUGGCCUUCAGCAUGCAUGGCCCAUGGCUGUCCUUGUGCAGGCCAUGACCAGUGACGACGAAGACGAGAUCAAAACGUGCCUAGGACUAGUCAAAAAUGCUAGCAGGAACGGCCUGAUCCAUGAAAGUGUGAAUGUUAACUAUGUGACGGACUAUACGCGACCGUGGUUCGCUUGGGCGAACUCGGUGUUCGCGCAAACCGUGCUGGAUAUCGCGCAGAGGAAGCCAAGCGUACUGUUCGGGGAGGGAAAGGAGGCCUAUGCUUUGGGGUAA